CUUAAUUGACAGGUGUACUGUCAAUGCUAGAGUUGUCAUUUGAUUUUGACGUUGAAUGUCAUGAGGUGGAGAUUGCAAAUGCAAAAGAGGAAAAACGAAAGAAGUGAAACUGCCGAGGAACGUUUAAUACUCCUAUCUACGUUGUAAGCUAAACGUAUCUUGUAAAACAUUCUAGGAAUAUGCGAAAGAAGCACUAGACCGGCAUAUCCAGAAUGGAGUCUUCAAUAGUUUAUUAUUUAGCUUUGCUACUUUAUUUAACAUCCAACGUUUGCUGGUCGAGAAUCCACAAUCUAGAAAUAAGGAACGAUGCACGACGAUACAUUUCUUUGAGCACUUUUGGAUUCUACAGAGGCGGGAGUCUCAUCGUAGAGCUUACAAAUUUUAGGUCACAUCCACAAAAUGAUUCUAACUUGUUUGGAUUUAGCUUGGACAAGACGAUAAAUGAUGGAAUGAAUCCUUAUUUAGAUGGUCAUCAAGAUCACUGUGUGUUACAAGAACCGAUAGAAAAAACCAAGACUAAUGAGGAGGUUGUCAUACAUUUUAAAUUAGAUCUUAAAAAUAAAAAGUUGAGGGUCGAAUGCAAAAAUCAGGACAUUGUGCACAUUUUCAAGUCUCCAGAUGAUGUAGAUGUAAAACCCACUCCAAUGUGCAGUGAAUUGAGUUUUGAUAUAACCAGUGCUAAAGUGAAUGGUAUCAAUUACUACAAUACUUCAUUCACUAUGUUAGUGGAAACCCUUGCAGAAGAAGGCCUGUACAAUCUCUUCUUCCACAGUUGUCCAAAUUACAAAUCAGAUACGGAGGUUUUUGUGGACUUUGACAUGAAAAUUGUAGAACAAAACAGAAACAGCUACCUAUCAGCCGGAGACAUGCCUCUUCCAGCACUGUAUUGCAUGAUGUCUAUCCUCUUUAUGCUAUCAGGCAUGUUCUGGGUGUUUUUGCUAAAACAGUCCAAACACCCUGUAUUCAAGAUACAUUACAUGAUGGCUGUGUUGGUAUUUUUGAAAGCUAUCUCAUUGGCUUUCCAUGGCGUGAAUUACCAUUACAUUGAACGACUUGGUGUACAUCUGGCAACAUGGGCGAUUUUGUUCUAUGUAGCACAUUUGCUAAAAGGAGCACUUCUGUUUGUGGUGUUAGUCCUUAUUGGAACAGGCUGGACAUUCAUCAAACACGUCCUGACGCCUCGUGACAAAAAAUUGUUCAUGGUAGUCAUACCACUUCAAGUCCUAGCCAAUAUGGCUGAGAUCAUUCUAGAAGAGUCAGAAGAAGGGGAUAGAGAAUAUCUGGCGUGGAAACACUUUGUGACAUCAGUUGAUUUGCUGUGUUGUGGAUGCAUACUAUUUCCUGUUGUUUGGUCUAUCAGGCACUUGCAAGAGGCCAGUCAAACUGAUGGCAAAGCAGCAAUGAACCUGAGAAAGCUCAAGCUGUUUAGGCACUUUUACGUUAUGAUAGUUUGCUAUAUCUACUCAACUCGAAUAAUCGUCUACCUAUUGAAGAUCACAGUGCCUUUCCAGUAUGGUUGGUUGUACGAAAUGUUUAGGGAAAUGGCGACGUAUGUGUUUUUCGUGCUGACGGCGUACAAGUUCAGACCUGCUUCGCACAAUCCUUACUUUGCACUCGGCGACGACGAGGACGAAGAAAUGGAUCAAGUAUUGACUGAAUCAGGAGCGACGGAAGGUUUGAAAAAGGUCAACAACCGAGUGGUGAAGGUGCCUCUUCAUCAACAAACAUUGACGGAGGUGACAGAAGAAGAGAAAGAUGCAUUAUUGAGCCAAAGAGAGAGUAGUCACGAGUAUGAUUAGUACUUACAUGUACUUAUGAGAUUUAUUCCGCAUUUAUUUCAUUAUUGCUACUAUCAUUGAUUAACAUGUUCCACAGGAAGAGACCCAAUCCAAUUGAAAGGCGGGCAUACGUACCUUGCUUCUUUUAAUUUGCCUUGACCGAACGCAAUUUUUCGAGAUUCUUGAAUGAAAGGCAACUGCUUGUGCUUACAACUAUAUACCCGUAUACGAUUUUUCGGAGGAACGCUUCCGCAACACCGAGUAUCUUUAAUAAACAACUUGAGAGAAAGGAAAAAUGGCACCACCGUGAUAUGACAGUAAGGGUGGUACCGUGGUAAGCGCUCACGAGGCGGCGUGGUGCAAGUACAAAGCGAUUGGAUAACAGUGGAUCCUGAAAGUUGGAAGCUAGUGCUGCAAUCAGUCAGUUCUGCUUCACGGAAUGGAGGAGAUGCGGUUCGAAUCUUUCUUUCAAGUUGUUAUUUAAUGAACAUCCAACUUGCGCAAAUGGUACUGUAACUUGUAUAAUAUGGAGCAGUGCUAGUAUAUCGUGUUAGACACUUACAUGGAAGAAUGUAUUAGUACAAGUAAAUUCACUUGUAGUUAUUACACCAUACUUUUUAUGGAUUAGGCCCUGUACGAAAAUGCACUCUGAUGUAGAAUCUCGAGCUCUACGCGAACCUCCUGUCAAAAAUGGUGGUUGCUAUUUGAAUUUAAAAACUUUACUACCUAUGAGGUAAUUGUCUAGGUCAUCGACCAAUUUUUUUGAUAUCGUAAAACUUUUCCUAGAACCAUUUUCCCACAUAAUAUUCGAUUUUUCGGGGUACUUCUGUGACUACCUUCGUAAUGUUUAUCGUAAGUAUGUACGUUGAAGAAACAUUAGAUGGAAUUUCACUUUUUAAGUUACAACAUUGAUAAGUCCCUUGAAGAUUUAUGAAGAUGAACAAGUUCUCAGCUGUUUCAUAUAGCACAUAUUUCUGUAUUUAUUCAUAGUAUUGAAUAGUAUAGCUAAGAUUUUCUUCAGAUUGUGUAGAUAUUUUAAAUUAUUACACAUUCACAUAAUGAUAUAAUGGCUCAUGCAGUUGUCUACUGUGAUAGUGAUUAGGAGUGAUUUUUGAGAAUAUACUUUUUUGAAGAGCUUAAAUAAAAAUAAACGUUAUGAUCG
Molecule: messenger RNA, 2940 nt
Organism: Acanthoscelides obtectus
Lineage: Eukaryota; Metazoa; Arthropoda; Insecta; Coleoptera; Chrysomelidae
Source: the annotation of a GenBank genome assembly